UACACUCUCUUCACCGUUGAACUGGCGAGUCUUCCUUCCUGUCACCCAACAUCUAUCCAUCCACCCUCCUCCUCCUUCUUCUCACUCGCCAAGAGACGCCGAGUCAGAACUGGUGACAGAACCGAACCGGCAGAGACUUCACAAGGUCGUCUCGGCGACAUCGUAGACCGGACGCGGUUGCGGUGUUCGAGGCGCCCGUUCCUGUUUUUCAUGUCAAUGCCGAGUGAACCGUAGCUGCUCGCUCCGACGAUAUGCUUUGAAAGUGGGGGACUUAUGCAGCCAAGUGUUUGUCGAGCGGACGAUGAAGUUCAUGCUGGUCGUGCUGUUGAUGCUCCUAACCACCGAGAAUGUUGUUGGACAAGCUCAGGAUGACUUUGUGUCACUGGCCGAAUUGGAGGAUUCCUUACUGAGGAACCUGUUCCGAGGUUACCAGAAAUGGGUUCGACCUGUGCAGCAUGCCAAUGAUACAAUCACUGUGCGCUUUGGACUAAAGAUCUCACAACUGGUGGAUGUGGAUGAGAAAAACCAACUGAUGACCACAAAUGUUUGGCUUUGGCAGGAAUGGGUCGAUGUCAAGCUCAAAUGGAAUCCAGAUGAAUAUGGCGGCAUUCCAUCAAUCCGAGUGCCUUCAGAGACCAUAUGGCUGCCAGAUAUCGUUCUGUAUGAAAAUGCGGAUGGUCGUUUUGAGGGUUCCCUGAUGACUAAAGCCAUUGUUCGGUGGGAUGGGACCAUAACUUGGACCCCGCCUGCCAGCUACAAGUCCUCUUGCACCAUGGAUGUCACCUUCUUUCCCUUUGACCGUCAAAACUGCUCCAUGAAGUUUGGCUCCUGGACUUAUGAUGGGAACAUGGUCGAUCUGGUUCUGGUGGAUUACUAUGUUGACCGCAAAGACUUUUUUGACAAUGGCGAGUGGGAAAUCCUCAAUGCAACAGGAAUGAAGGGAGGCAGGAGGGAUGGAGUGUACUGGUACCCCUUUGUAACUUACUCCUUCAUCCUCAAGAGGUUGCCCCUGUUCUACACCCUCUUCCUCAUCAUCCCGUGCCUCGGUCUGUCCUUUCUUACUGUGCUGGUCUUCUAUUUGCCGUCAGAUGAAGGAGAGAAACUGUCACUUUCCACAUCUGUCUUGGUGUCACUUACUGUCUUCCUCCUGGUUAUAGAGGAAAUCAUCCCCUCAUCCUCAAAGGUAAUCCCAUUAAUUGGAGAAUACUUGCUCUUCAUUAUGAUCUUUGUCACUUUCUCCAUCAUCGUAACCGUCUUCGUCAUUAAUGUCCAUCACCGCUCCUCUGCAACCUACCACCCCAUGGCCCCCUGGGUGAAAACCCUCUUCCUUCAGCGACUGCCCAGGCUGCUGUGUAUGCGGGGGCACACCGACAGAUACCACUACUUGCAUACUGAGCUAUGUAGCCCUGAGCUGAAGCCUCGCAGAGGUACAGGAAGAAAGUCGGCCACGGGACAGCAGAGAGGACCCGCUGAAGUGAAGGAAGAGGAGAAUCAAGCCUGGCUUGCCAUGCUGGAGAAGGCCACGCAUUCCGUUCGCUACAUCAGUCGUCACGUAAGGAAGGAGCACUUCAUUCGUGAGGUUGUGCAAGACUGGAAGUUUGUGGCUCAGGUGCUGGACAGGAUUUUCCUGUGGGUCUUCCUCACUGUGUCGAUAUUAGGAACAAUCCUCAUCUUCACACCAGCCUUGCAUAUGUACCUCAGCUCACCUUAAUAGUCGGAGAUUUGAGCGAUUUAGAUGUCCACAGAGUUCAUUUACAUUAUGAGCAAAGUAUAAAAGUGUCAAUUUCAAUGAAAGAAACACCUUGGUUUUGUCAUAUGAGUGUCCAGAAAAGGUCCCACUGACAACUACUUCUGUCUGACAAAGACCACCCCCUUUCCUCUGAUUGGUUGUGACUGUGUAAAAGACCCACCCCUCACUACUUUUGAAAGAACACUAAUCAUUUGUUAUGUUGAGACCGCUGGCUUGGUAGCAGAGAGGUAGGAGAGCUUCGCUAGUGAUGUAGAUAACCUUGAGAAAUUCAAGUGACUUGAUUUCAGGCCUCUCAAAAGUAAAAUGUUUUUCGUUCAGGAAUGUGUGGAUGACUUUAAUUCGUAUUUUACAUGUUUACUCAAGCACCAUGGAGCCAAUAUAACAUAAAAAAUACUAGAAAAAGCUGGUUUGAUAAAGUAUGGCAUCUUUAAUGAACAUGCCUACAAAAAAUUUUCUAGAUUUACUGUUUUUCAGGCUGCAGAGUUGAAUAAAGAAUAUAUAUAUA
Messenger RNA from Syngnathoides biaculeatus (alligator pipefish), 2255 nucleotides. It is a transcript of the gene chrnb3a, whose product is annotated as cholinergic receptor nicotinic beta 3 subunit a. Gene Ontology annotation, biological process: monoatomic ion transmembrane transport; signal transduction; nervous system process. The record is from RefSeq and is a predicted model, not a curated record. Gene Ontology annotation, molecular function: acetylcholine-gated monoatomic cation-selective channel activity; transmembrane signaling receptor activity. Gene Ontology annotation, cellular component: postsynaptic membrane; neuron projection; synapse. Bases 302 to 1711 code for a protein of 469 amino acids. Lineage: Eukaryota; Metazoa; Chordata; Actinopteri; Syngnathiformes; Syngnathidae. The transcript is spliced from 8 exons.